Phoenix dactylifera (date palm) is the source of this 959-nucleotide messenger RNA. Its product is annotated as putative calcium-binding protein CML27. NCBI's taxonomy places the organism in Eukaryota, Viridiplantae, Streptophyta, Magnoliopsida, Arecales, Arecaceae. Gene Ontology annotation, molecular function: calcium ion binding. The record is from RefSeq and is a predicted model, not a curated record.
UAACGCCCAUCUAUUGCUUCCAAUAACAGAGAGAGAGAGAGAGAGAGAUUUUUUUUCUUGUCCUCUCCUCGCGAUCCGAUCUCGAUGGCGAACGCGACGCCCCCGCCGAUCUCCGCGCAGCUCGCCCGGCCGUCGCCGUCCUUCCGGCUCCGCACCUCGAACCUCAACAACCUCCGCCUCCGGCGCGUAUUCGACCUCUUCGACCGGAACGGCGACGGCGAGAUCACCGUCGAGGAGAUCUGCCAGGCCCUCGACCGCCUCGGCCUUGGCGCCGACCCCACCGAGCUCGCCUCCACCGUCGCCGCCUACAUCCGCCCCGGCGCCGCCGGCCUCGCCUUCGACGACUUCGAGGCCCUCCACCGCGCCCUCGGCGACGCCCUUUUCGGCGCCCCCCCCUCCCCCGCCUGCGAGGCCGCCGAGGAGGAGGACAUGCGGGAGGCCUUCAACGUGUUCGACGAGAACGGCGACGGCUUCAUCUCCGCCAAGGAGCUCCAGGCCGUGCUCGACAAGCUCGGCCUCCCCGACGGCCGGAGCAUCGACCGGGUCCACCAGAUGAUCUGCUCCGUGGACCGUGAUCUCGAUGGACAGGUGGAUUUCUCCGAGUUCGUGCACAUGAUGCGCGCCAUCACCGUCCAGUCCAGCUGAUUGAUUAGUAUUAAUGCAGCCAACUCCUUCUAAUUCAUCCUCAGCAUUAAUGCAUCAUAUCUCGCUGCUUUGGGUGCGUGACAUGUUAUUUAAAUAUGCUUGCUUGUUUUGAUGUUUUGACCAGUUAAUGGGACGGGGAAAAUAUUGUUAUGUUAUUAAUUUUGUGAUUAACUCCAUUAUGUAUGGACGAAUUGGACAAGUGGCAACGGAGUUUGUUAUGUUUUGGAUCAAAAUGAUUGAUUUGGAUUGGUCAAUGUUGCUUCUAUUUUGGUUGUUUAAGUUAAUCACUUUGUGUUUAAAAAAUAAAUGUUGUU